Messenger RNA from Coniophora puteana RWD-64-598 SS2, 1457 nucleotides. Its product is annotated as NAD dehydrogenase. The record is from RefSeq and is a predicted model, not a curated record. The coding region runs from base 1 to 1335 and encodes 444 amino acids. Gene Ontology annotation, cellular component: mitochondrion. Lineage: Eukaryota; Fungi; Basidiomycota; Agaricomycetes; Boletales; Coniophoraceae. Gene Ontology annotation, molecular function: (S)-2-hydroxyglutarate dehydrogenase activity; (S)-2-hydroxy-acid oxidase activity. The transcript is spliced from 5 exons.
AUGGCUUCUGCUCAAGCAAUCCGGGGGCUCAAAGCAACAUUGAACUCUAGCGGUCGAUUCAAGUACAAGGGACCAGAAGCCGCGGUCGACUUCUUGGUGUGUUUCUCAGGUGUUGUUGGCUUGGCUAUAGCUCAACGACUAACACUGAGGUUUCCCAACAAAACCGUCUACUUGGUUGAGAGACAUUCUCGUGCUGGUGAAGAAACGAGUUCCCGGAACUCCGAGGUUAUUCAUGCUGGGCUAUAUUAUCCUCCAAAUUCCCUGAAGACAAGACUAUGUUUGCGUGGGCGCCACCUCAUGUACGAGCGUUGCAACGCUAUGAAUAUUCCCUUCAAGAAGACUGGGAAACUAGUUGUUGCACACAAGGAUCAAAUUCCCUACAUAGAAGGCUUAUUACACAAGUCUCAGCAAUUAUCAUGGCCUCUCCAUUCUUCCAUUGGUAGCCUCAGUGAAGCAGCUCUCCCUACCAAGAUCAUUAGUGGCGACGAGGCUCGGGAAAUGGAACCUGACCUGUCGAAGGAUAUCGCUGCCGCACUGUGGAGCCCUGAGACCGGAAUUGUCGAUUCUCAUGCAUUAAUGGACAGCCUGGAGAAGGACAUAGCUGAGUCAGAAAACGGAGAGUUGGUCUAUUCUACCGACGUCGUGCGGGUGGACCCAUGUAAAUCCGGUGGAUCCAUUUUAGGAGAAGAAGCUGGUUGGAUUGUGCAGACUGUCACCAACGGCGCAGAAGAGAGUGAUGCCAUGUUGGCUAGGACACUUAUCAACGCUUCCGGGCUAUCUUCAAACCUCAUUCUGAACUCUCUUCUCUCGGAACAGUAUCGUGUACCCAUGUUCUUUGGGAAAGGAUCCUAUGCAACAUACAGCGGACCGGGAGUUUCGCGCGUCAGUCACCUCAUUUAUCCGUGUCCAGACACUAGAGGCAGCAAACACGCCUUCCAGUCGCUGGGUACCCAUCUUACACUCGAUCUCGACGGCAAAGUGCGCUUUGGACCGGACCUUGAGUGGUUACCCCCACCCGCGGAUGAAUCCGACGGCAGUUUCUGGCGAAAGCACUUGAUCCCCAGCAACGCUCGUAUGAGGGACAUGUACGAAGCUGUCAAGUUUUACCUGACAGACGUUACAUUCGAAGGCUUCUCCGCCGAUUACGCUGGGAUAAGGCCCAAGCUUGCGACCUCCGGAUUCCAGGAUUUUGUCAUUCGCUCAGAUUUCGCCGACGGAAACAACCGCGGGCGCAUGGUGUCAUUGAUGGGGAUAGAAAGUCCAGGGCUAACAUCUAGUCUUGCAAUUGCAGAACAUAUCAUGGAGGAUGUACUUGGAUUGCACGGUAGCCAAUAGAUUAUAGACUCGACACAUUGCGAGGUUUCUAUGCUGUCGUAUCUCUUUGUCUGACCUGAGGCUCCCAAGCUCUAAUCUUCGGAACGACAGUGUUAUAAGGGCGAUAUGCUCCCCGAGUGCCA